UAUAAUUCUCGAAUGCCCAGUCCUUCAAAAUCGUCGUCGCAAUACUCCACCCCCAGCUCGUCCGGACGCGGGAAUUCUGCCCACUCCCGCAUUUUUCACCCAGCCAGCCGCUUCUUCUGGCUCAUCCUCAACCUCGGUGGAUGCUGAAACUAUUGAGAAAUAUGUUCAAGCUGCUAUCCAGCGGAGCCUUCCAACUGCUAUAAGCUCCGCAUUCGCCACUAUGCAAGGUUCAGGACGCGACGACGGGGAGGGAGGUCGGUCACGGGAGUAAACAUGGGCGCAUCUUUCAGUUAGAGGACCUUUCGGAUCAGUCACUC
Molecule: messenger RNA, 317 nt
Organism: Linum tenue
Lineage: Eukaryota; Viridiplantae; Streptophyta; Magnoliopsida; Malpighiales; Linaceae
Source: the annotation of a GenBank genome assembly